Messenger RNA from Armigeres subalbatus, 519 nucleotides. Its product is annotated as histone H1A, sperm-like. Gene Ontology annotation, molecular function: nucleosomal DNA binding; double-stranded DNA binding. NCBI's taxonomy places the organism in Eukaryota, Metazoa, Arthropoda, Insecta, Diptera, Culicidae. The record is from RefSeq and is a predicted model, not a curated record. Gene Ontology annotation, cellular component: nucleosome; nucleus. The transcript has a single exon. Bases 1 to 519 code for a protein of 172 amino acids. Gene Ontology annotation, biological process: negative regulation of DNA recombination; nucleosome assembly; chromosome condensation.
AUGUCCGAACUGAACACCGGGUUUGCUGCCACGUUUCCAACUGCUGAUCCACAGAAACACGAAAUGCCGAAGGAGAAACCGGCCGUUGCUAAGGUAAAACCAGCCAAACAUCCAAACCGAGCCAAACAUCUGCCGGUACAGAAAAUGAUUGCCACCGCCAUCAAGACUCUAAACAACUCGAAAGGAUCGUCUCUGUAUGCCAUCAAGCGGUACAUCGAAGCGAACUACGAGUGUGAUAUCGGAAAACUGUCACCUUUCAUAAGGAAAUCGCUGAAGACCGCCGUUGACAGAGGCACCCUGAUCCGAACAAAGGGAAUCGGAGCUUCCGGAUCAUUCAAGUUGCCAAAAAACUUAACCAAUGAAAAACGAAAGAGGAAGGAAACCAUCGGAACGCCGGACGCCGUUAAGAAAAGGACGGCUUACAAGCAAAUUGGUACCACAUCUAAACUGCCCAACACUCCGUUUCCAAAAAUUACUGCUUCUACUGGAAAGGUUUCCCGGAUGGGAAAUCGCUGUUGA